AUGGCGCCUCGUUUUGGACGAUAUCGCGCUCUCAACUCUCGGGACACAGUAGCUUUGCCGGCAAAGCUUCUACCGUCCGUUCCCACAUGUGCCCAAGCAUGUGUGUCUUCAAAAGUCGCCCAGGGACUAGUACCUGCUGAAUGCGACAGCCCGACCGAUGCUGCUUGCCUCUGCUCGCACUACGACACAUCAGGCUUUGCUCUUGGAGAGACGGUCAUCCGCUGCAUGAUAGAAUCCUGCCCCGAUGAAGUCUUGACGGCAUCUAAAUCUGAAGCCUAUCGUUUAUGUGCCACAUACUCGGAAGCUGUCAUAGGCACACAUUCUGUAUUGACUAUGACAGCGUCCUUCCAAUCAACGACAUCGACACCAUCUUCGCAGACCAUUCAGCCAACAUCGAUGCCAACGAACUCCACUGUACUCACACCAUCGGCUCCAAGGACUGUUGUCAGUGUGCCCACAUCGAGUGUGUCUGGUCCAUCCUCGGCUGCACCGACUAGUCCUUCUGCAACAUCAUCUCAGUCCCCUAAGCCUUUGACGACUGGUGAGACAGUCGGCAUUUCUGUCGCCUCGAUUGCUAUUGCUGCUCUCAUCUUCGGGCUAUGCUUCUUCUGCUGUUGUUGUUUACGACGUCGAGAAAAAGAGAAGAAAAACAAGAAAGCUGGCACGCCCACAAGAAAGUGGUUCAAGACAAGUCACCGGCUAGACUUUCAGGAUCAGUCUUCCCCGACCGGAUCCAGGUUCCCGUCCAGCAGUAUCGCCAGACCAGCUGCCUCGUCCGGUCCUCGCAGGCCACCAAGAUCCUUUCCAGCAAGUCCGAACAGAUCGCCUCGCUCCUCAUUGAGCAGCUUCACCAAGUCGCCCGAAGUCAUCAACCAACGUCGUUUCAGACCUACGCUUCGACCUCAACUGGAGUGGUGGAAACAGUCUUCUCGACUUGAUAUUCGCCAAGUUCCAGACGGUCACAAAUCACACAGGGCGAGCAUUUCCUCACCUAGUCGAUGUGAGACCAAGUCUCCUAGACUUCCGGCCCCUAUCACCAACAUCACCAUCAACGUGAAGAAGGCGAGCAAGCACUUGAGACCUGACAGCGCUGCUACCAGGUGGACGGUAUUCGAAGAAGACAGCAAAACGCUAGCCCACAAUGCUGUACUGCCAGAGCCUCCAAAGCUUCCGAGACACGUCUUCUUGUCACCGAUUCACCCUCCAUCACAGCCAAGCUUUGCAGACCAAUACACGACUUCUCCAGAAGACAUGGUCAAGUCAGGCUUGAUGCUCCAGAUUCCUCGCAAGCCAGUGAGGAGUGAAAAAGCAUCCCUUCCAAACGGCAUUUCUCUGCACACAGAAGCUUCCAGAAACGAGCAUCUGUCCAUGCCACCCAGCAGUGCAGCAAGCUACCUCCCAGCCUACUACACCAGCUCCGACAGUCGCACUCCUGUCGCACCGAAAUGGAGUCCUCAUGACCAUGAACGCUUCAGCCAACCCCAUUUUGCACCAUUACCUCUGAUGCCACAACGCAAUGCACACUUUUCAUGGACUUCAGCGACUACGUUUGAAUCCGUGGACCUUGACGAAACAACACCAGAGAACGAAGUCGACAAGCAGCUUUCUCCGGUUUCGUACCCCAAGGUGCCUCGUCCUUCGAAUCAAGCCAUUCCUCGCUCUCCUCCUCUGACUACCUCGAGUGGGAAGGUGACGUUGGCAGCAAAGAGACGCGGUGAAGAUUUGUCGAUUGAUCUCGGGCGUGGACUGAUGAUUUCGAGUGUCAGAGAAGCUCCCGACACACCGUUGAGAAACUACAGUCUCAAGAAACAACAGAGAAGGAAACAGCAGACCCCUCAGAUGGCAUUGAAGAGUCCUCUUUGGAAGCCGAAACUUACGCCUAGCAGAAGAGGAGACGAUUUGUUUCUUUCCGUGAAGGUCAAGGGUCGUUAA
Messenger RNA from Aureobasidium namibiae CBS 147.97, 1932 nucleotides. RefSeq lists its product as uncharacterized. NCBI's taxonomy places the organism in Eukaryota, Fungi, Ascomycota, Dothideomycetes, Dothideales, Saccotheciaceae. The transcript has a single exon. The coding region runs from base 1 to 1932 and encodes 643 amino acids. The record is from RefSeq and is a predicted model, not a curated record.